AUGUUUAUAUUUGAAUGGUACGGCCACUCCACCCCGAGCACCAUUCCCGGCAAGAUCUUCACCAUAUUUUACGCCAUGGUAGGAAUUCCUCUCUGCCUCGUCCUCUUCCACUCCAUCGGUGAACGUUUGAACAAAGUCUCGUCCAUUGUUAUCAAAAGUAUUAAGAAACUGCUGAAGUGCCGCAACACCGACGCGACGGAGAUCGACCUCAUCCUGGUGGUGACGACCCUCUCCACCAUCACCAUCACCUCCGGCGCGGCCGUCUUCAGGAGCUACGAGGGCUGGACGUAUUUCAACUCCGUCUACUACUGCGUCAUCACUCUUACCACUAUAGGAUUCGGCGACAUGGUGGCGUUGCAGCGCGAGAACACCCUGAACGAGAAACCCGAGUACGUGGCCUUCGCGCUGGUCUUCAUCCUGUUCGGGAUGGCCAUCGUCGCCGCCUCGCUCAAUCUCUUCGUGCUGCGCUUCGUCACCAUGAACACGGAGGAUGAGCGGCGGGACGAGGCGGAGGCGCAGCAGGCGGCGGCGGGGGCGGUGCGGCUGGAGGGCGACGUCAUCACGGCCAACGGGUCCAUCCUCUCGGGCCAGUGUCCGCAGGAGGCAGCGUCCUUCACCGACCUGACCUCCGUGAGCAUGCGGAAGAACCCCAUCAGCCUGGCGUACAUCCUGCCGCAUCGCCGCAACUUCCGCAAGAGCCAGUCGCAGCACCAUCAGGUCACGCACACGGAGACGCAAGAGGACCUGUGUUCCUCGUCCGAGUUCGAGGCGGUCGCGACGCCAGCGCACCUGCAGAAGCGGAACUCUGUCUAGCCUCAUGGCGGUCGGAACAUAGAAAAAGCGAGAAGGA
Messenger RNA from Penaeus monodon (black tiger shrimp), 850 nucleotides. RefSeq names its product two pore potassium channel protein sup-9-like. Gene Ontology annotation, molecular function: potassium ion leak channel activity. Gene Ontology annotation, cellular component: membrane. The record is from RefSeq and is a predicted model, not a curated record. NCBI's taxonomy places the organism in Eukaryota, Metazoa, Arthropoda, Malacostraca, Decapoda, Penaeidae. Gene Ontology annotation, biological process: stabilization of membrane potential; potassium ion transmembrane transport.